Molecule: messenger RNA, 486 nt
Organism: Macaca mulatta (Rhesus monkey)
Lineage: Eukaryota; Metazoa; Chordata; Mammalia; Primates; Cercopithecidae
Source: RefSeq, a predicted model, not a curated record
AUGGUGCUGGCUUACAUCCAGUACCUGAACCCCCGCUUUGCUGCUCUCUUAGCUCAUGCCUUGUUGAGUACCCUGCAGAGCCCGCUUCCUCCAACGGUGGAAUUGCUGGGCCUGCUACAGAUCAGGAACUCACUGCUUCCUCAGAGGGGCGGCGACCCCACUGCUCUGGAACCGCGACCACCCCCAGCGAGGCUCCUCUCUGCCAUUCCCCUCACCCUCCUCUCUGCCAUUCUCCUGGUGGACCUCCAGGCCUGGACAGAGCCACUCCAGGCAAGAACUGAUGAGAUGCCAGCCCAGGAGCAGCCUCCAGCAAACGACCAAGAUGUGGUCAUUUACUUAUCAGGAGAUGACAGCUCCUCUCUUCAGGUUCCAGGCUCAACGAAGGGCUUGAUCUGCCAUUGCAGAGUACUCUACUGCCUUUUUGGAGAACAUCUUGGUGGGACCUGCUUCAUCCAUGGUGAACGCUCCCCAAUCUGCUGCUACUAA